This is a messenger RNA of Selaginella moellendorffii, 2446 nucleotides long. Its product is annotated as L-gulonolactone oxidase 5. The transcript has 2 exons. Gene Ontology annotation, molecular function: FAD binding; D-arabinono-1,4-lactone oxidase activity. The record is from RefSeq and is a predicted model, not a curated record. Lineage: Eukaryota; Viridiplantae; Streptophyta; Lycopodiopsida; Selaginellales; Selaginellaceae. The coding region runs from base 604 to 2376 and encodes 590 amino acids. Gene Ontology annotation, cellular component: membrane.
CUCAUCCAUCAAAUGCCUCGCCUUGUCGAAAUGCCCAUGAAAGGCAAUAGCCGCAAGCAUUGCGUUCCAAGCAACAAUAUUGCGCUGCGGGAUCUUUUUGAACGUUUCCACGGCAAUUUCUAGCAAGAAGAAAUCUCCAUAUCCGGUAAGAAUCGUCGUCCACGGAAUAACGCUACGAUCGACCAUACUGUCGAAGAGGUCCUUCAUUCGAUCUGUAUACCCCCCCACAGGCAUGCUGUCACAAUCGCAUUUACGCAGUAGAUGCUCCACUGCGGGAUCUUGACGAAGAAAUCAAACGCCAGGGCGAGGAUUCUGCUCUCGACAUGCGCGGCGAAGAUUGACGACCACGACACUGGAUCGCGCCGCGGCAUCUGGUGGAAGAGCUCGGUGGCGUCGGAGAUACCCAUUUUCGGCGCAGAGGAUGUUUGGAAGACUCGCGUGGGCGCUGCCGUUCCGGCCGUGGAGAUGGAGCAGCAGAUUGGCGAUGUAUCCAAUCCAAUCCAUCUUGAUCCAUUCCUCGAUCGUUCUCGCGAGGAGAUACGAAGCAUCUUUCGAAUAUUUUACUAACAGUUUUUUGUAAUAACUUUUCUUAUUCGUUUGGCAAUGUUUCUCUCGCUGCUCCUCCUCGCGACGCUCUCCGGAGAGAUUUCCAGCGCGGAGGCGACGAUCGAGUGCGCAAGCAGCAUCAGUGGCGGCAGCUGCGAGCUCCACAAUUACUUCCGUGGGCCAUGGCCGGAUCGCAAGCCCUGCAGAGUCGCCAGGGUUUUCUUCCCCACCAGCGAGCCCGAGCUCGUCGCGGCCGUGGCGUUUGCUGUUCGUCACAAGCACAAGGUGAAAGUGGUAAGCAAGAACGUCCACUCUCACAACAAGAUCGCCUGUCCCAACGACGGAUCCAACCCGGGAGUCCUGAUCUCCACCAGUAAGUACAAUUCCACUGUAGUUGUGGACGAGAAAUCCAUGACCGUGAUCGCGGAUGCUGGAGUUGGUCUGAGAGAAUUGAUCGAUCAGGCAGCGAGCAAGGGAUUUGCGCUCGUGCAGACCACAUUCUGGGAUGGAGUUUCGGUGUCUGGGAUGGUGAGCACUGGAGCCCAUGGUAGCAGUCUGUGGGGCCUUGGCGGUGGCACCCACGAGUAUCUCGUGGGGAUGAGGAUCGUGGUUCCAGCGUCCCAGGAGGAGGGAUUCGCGAAAGUGGUCACUCUCACUGAUCGGGAGCCAGAGAGCUUCAAUGCCGCGAGGAUCUCUCUGGGAGUUCUUGGAGCGGUGUCACAGGUCACGUUUGCCGUAGAGCCAAUGUUUAAGAGGUCCGUGGCUCCGGUGGCGAUGGACGAUGCGUCGCUCGAGGAGGAGUAUGUGGAUCUGGCGAGGAGGCACGAGUUUGGAGACAUGUACUGGUUUCCAUCCGUGAAGAAGUUUGUGCUCAAGAGGGAUGAUCGAGUUCCAGUGACUCGUACGGGCGAGGGUGUGUUCACGCUAGCGGGAUUCAAGCCGGUGAAGGCAUCAGCAGCAAAGCGAGCGCGAUUAGAUGAUGAGCGCGCUCAAGCUACGGUGAACUCUACGUACUAUUGUGAGAACGCUCACGUUACCAUGAGGAGCAAGGUGUCCUCCGGCAGUGGAUAUCUCAACGAUGGUAGCAGCUUCACAGGCUUCCCCGUGGUUGGAUUCAACCACAAGCUCCAAACAACGGGAGGAUGUCAGUACACUUACGAGAACCUCACGAACUUGGAGCUUCCGGAGGCCGAGAGGCUGGUUUGUGCUUGGGAUUUCAACGCUCACGGCUUCUUCGGAUUCGACGUCUCGAUCUCCAUAGCUUUGUCACAGGUCAGCAGCUUCAUCCGCGACGUGAAAGCCAUCCUGGCGAGAGAUCCCACGGCGAUGUGCGCGAUCGAUACCUAUGGAGGGCUGUGGCUGCGAAACGUGAGAGCUUCCAGAGCUUAUCUCGGCGAGAAGAGGGACGUGACGCACGUCGAGUUCUUCGCGUUCAAUCACAGGGACUCUGCUCGUCCACAAGCGUACGAGGCGAUCAUGGAAGAACUGGAGCAAAUCCUCCUGUUCAAGUACGAUGGCAUGCCUCACCUCGGGAAGAACCGGCCUCACACUUUUAAGAACAUCAGAUCCAAGACGAGGAACCUCGCAAAGUUUCUCGAGGUGAGACGAAAGAUGGAUCCCGACGGCUGGUUUUCCAGCGAGUGGUCGGAUGCUGUGCUUGGGAUCCGAGGGAGUGUGGUGAGCUCCAGCGAUGGCUGCGCGCCCGGAGGGCUGUGUGUUUGCAGCGAAGAUCGCCACUGCGCUCCGGAGGAAGGAUAUCUGUGCAAGCCGGGGAUCGUCUACAAGGAAGCGCGCGUUUGUACGAAGACAAGCCACUCUACCGCGAAGUGAUCGAUCUAUUUCUAUACAAAAUUGACAAGAUCAAUUGGAUUAAUAAAUAAUAAGCACUACUCUUUCGUUG